Pectinophora gossypiella (pink bollworm) is the source of this 3094-nucleotide messenger RNA. RefSeq lists its product as uncharacterized. The transcript has 15 exons. Gene Ontology annotation, cellular component: membrane. Gene Ontology annotation, molecular function: potassium ion leak channel activity. NCBI's taxonomy places the organism in Eukaryota, Metazoa, Arthropoda, Insecta, Lepidoptera, Gelechiidae. Gene Ontology annotation, biological process: stabilization of membrane potential; potassium ion transmembrane transport. The record is from RefSeq and is a predicted model, not a curated record. Bases 456 to 2513 code for a protein of 685 amino acids.
AUGCGCGCGCGCCGAUCGCUCUACAAACGUUAUAAAAUAUAAUAAUCAUCAUCGCAUCUGUAAAUAUUUGUGCGGAACAUCAUAACAGUGUCUAUACAGGAUUACUCGGUGAAAGAAAAAACAUUAAUCGUUACAUUUUAUUACGCAUGAUCGAGUGGUCGGAUUUUUGUGAACGCGUAAAUUAGAUUUUCCAUUUGAUCUAAAGACUCUCUGAAGUUUUGAGACUAUUCAACAGCGUCUUAAAAUUAAACAUUGACUGUGAAGGAAGUGAGGCAGACGAGGUGUAUUUAGAAACCUAAUUAAUGUCAGAAAUAGAAAUGAAUAAUGGAAGCAAGCCGUAUUUUUUUGUGAUUUAUUGUUUUCAAGGUUUAAUUAGUGUGUGUAGAAUGUGAUGGAGUGGUGACGUCAAGAGGUUGGUGUGCUGGUGUGCGGUGACGUCACAGUGGGUCGGCACCAUGUCGCGGCGUGAGGUGCGCGAGCGCGGGGAGAUCCCCCACCCCCCUUACCCAAUGCCACCACCCAGCAAGUGUGCUAAAGUGCUGUACUACACAUGGAAGCUGUGCUCGGUGGUGUUCUCGCACUUCGUGAUGAUCAGCCUGGUGGUCGCGUACUGCAUCCUUGGUGCCGUCACCUUCGAGAAGCUGGAGGCGCAGAACGAGAGGGAGGUGAAAAUGAACAUAUCCCAGAUCCGGAGCAACACGACGCACAGCAUCUGGUCGAUGACCAAUCGCACUUUCGUGCUCAUCCAGGCCAACUGGACCUCCGACGUCGUCGAUAUGCUCAAGGACUUCGAGAACGCGAUCCUGCUGGAAAUGAAAGUCCGCGGCUGGGACGGCAGCGAGGAUCCCUCACGCAUCCAAUGGACCUUCACAGGCGCGCUAUUCUACUCCAUCAUCGUCAUCACCACCAUUGGGUAUGGCCACAUAGCUCCGAAGACUCAGACGGGCAAGGUGGUGACCAUUUUCUACGCCAUCCUCGGCAUCCCGCUGAUGCUGCUCACCCUUUCCAAUAUCGGAGAUGUGAUGGCUUCAUCUUUCAGGUUUUUGUAUUGGCGCGUAUGUUGCUACGUGUGUACGAGACCCCCCAAACGCCGACACCGCCAUCAUCAUGCUUCCAUGAGAAGAUCAGUAAGAGGCAGCAGUGGUCGUGGGUCGAUGCGCAGACGCCGCCCGCAGCCGCCGGCCACGAUGGAGCGUGCGCAUUCUGACACCGACUGCAGGUACCGGGACAGCGGUUAUAGCAGCGGGCGAGCGAGGCGGGCGCGGCCUAUGCAGGCGCAGACGCUACCGCGCACGCGCAGCCAGCCCCCCCAGCACUCCAGACACUCGUACUGUCCCAGAGAUUAUGACCGAGACGGCAGAUCACCAGCGCGAUAUGAAAAAUAUGGACAUAAUCGCUUUGAUGAAGAAGAAGAAGAUUUCCCGAAGAUAUCUCUUCCUCUACAAGACCUAGAAGCAGCUUUAAAGGAUUUGGAUGACCAUCAGCAAAAGAUAUCGAAACAAGACUUGAGAAGCAGAUCAUUACCACGACCCGCCAAGUCGAAGCCAGAGUGUGGACCGAGGAGGGAGAUCGAUGACCGCAGGUAUCUGGACGAAGGUGGCAAAGACUUUUUCGAAAUGCAUGACUUACAUGACGUGGACUAUGAGAACUACAAAGAGAGGAAAGCUAGAGAGAUGGAAGAGCGAGACAAGAGGAGAGAUGACCCAGAAGACUUCUACGGUUACAAGGAUAGAGGCUACGAUCCUGAAGAUGACGACUAUGAGUUCGACAGCCCGAGGGCCAGGAGAACGUGGCACGACAGAGACCCGAGCAAUAGAAGGUAUCGAGGUCACUCUGAGUACUACGAACGCGAACGCGACGAAGUGCCGGAGCGACGCGGGCGGCGCGCGCGCAGUGCCAUGUACGACUACGAGCGACGCUGGGAUGACGAGCGGCGACGCUGGGACGACGAACGCGACGUCGAGCAAGGCAGGCCGCGCCGGCUGCGGCGGCUGCAAACUGUUGACGACUCAGGGCGACCUUACCGCUAUACGCCAUCUCCUGAUCGAGAGGAGUGGAGUGACGAAAUAGCCGUAGUACCACGGCGACCUCGACAGUCAGGUUGGGAUACACAUCCUGUACCGUCAGAACCUACAAAAGAAGAGAUAAAGCCGGUGCCGAUCUGGCUGUGUGUGUUCCUGGUGGCGUCGUACAUCGUGGCGGGCACGUUCCUGUUCAAGCGCUGGGAGGGCUGGGCGUACCUGGACGCCGCCUACUUCUGCUUCAUCACGCUUACCACCAUCGGCUUCGGAGACUUCGUGCCCGCUCAGGGCCAGACGCAGGCGCUGGGCGGCGACGCGGCGGACGCGGUGCACUCGAUCGCGCUGUGCUCGCUGUACCUGCUGUUCGGCAUCGCGCUGCUGGCCAUGUCGUUCAACCUGGUGCAGGAGGAGGUGCGCGCCAACGUGGCCGCACUCGCCACACGCCUGGGCAUCAUCAAGCCCAAGGACAAUGACGACGACGACGAUGAUUAGAGCGUACGAGUUGUAACACCUAUGUCAGACGACUUUGGCGACUUAGAAGUCCUAAAUUCAAAGGGCUUUAUUUAUUCAACGAUGCAUACAUAAACUCACGCCCGUAAUUCGUAAUGGGGUGGGCAGAGCCAUAAGUAAGAAGAGCCAAAGUCUUGCAGCCACUGUUGAUACGAAUUCUUAAGAUGAAUACGAUGGACCUCAUGAUUUCACCAAAAAUAAUGUUUAAGUCAUUUUGCAAGAUGUUAUGGCUAAGGAAAAGGACUGACAAAAAACUGAAACAGCAACAUAUCUGAAUCUGAAUAAUCCUCAUUAGGGUUGCUGACAUUGAAUAUCGACCUUACAUCACAAAGAUAAGAAGAAAGAUGAUGAGAAGAGCGUAGGUAGCUCUGGCUAGAUACGAUAGAUUUAAAGACAGAUUCAGACACGCUGGUGCACGCCUCAGCGAAUACUCGUAUCUACAACAAGAGUUGGAUGUUUGUACGAGAAUCGUGCCCGUCUGUAGCUGAUCGUCGAAUUUAUGGAAUUAGUGCAAUUAAUAAUUAAAUGUUUGGUGAUGAAUGUACUUUAUCUAACAAUUUAUA